AUUGAAAGAAAUCGUAUCUUGCCACUUUUCCGUUUAUGAUACUUUACUUUUUUUUUCCCCAAGUAAAUGUUGAUUUACAAGCAAAUUAUAGAAGAUUGUAAUUCUUACUUCUUCAUCAAACUUCAAGUAAUGAACAGAAUACAGAAUACCAGCCGGGUAUAUGUGAACUUUGAAAAACUAUUAAUUUGUGCACCCAAUUUAAUAGAUUUUGGCUUCUUGUAAACAAAUAAUCAGUACCUGGUCGGCUUUGCCAGUCAUAAAAACAGCUGCUUUUGUGCGUGGUCUCUCGGCGGACGGUGCAAUAAAAUGGGAAUAGAUUAGUUUCUGCAAACGCCUGGAAUAUGCAGGUCCACCGAAACUAUCCCCACUUCUAUGUGUUUUUCCCUCAUGUAAUAGGCAUCAGUUGUAUUCUACCUCUUGGGGCAUUGCUUUUCUGCGAGUUAUGGAGUGUUCUGGCAGACUUCAAAGCAUCAACUGCAACAACUUGUGAUCGUAAAAUUAGGGAAACCGCUGUGUGGAACUUUUUACCAUCCAUCAGUGAGGCCACAGGUCGAUUGACACCACAGCGAUAUGUAUGGCAGAUCUGUAUUGCACUACAUUGCACCCCUCGCUUUCUGAUUGCUCUGGGUUAUCGUAGUGUUCACAGGGGCUUGUUCCCUCGGUCUGGUGCUCUAGCAAGGUUUGCUCAUCUCUCAAGGGCAUCUUACCUGCUGCAUAUGACAGAGAUUUGUGCUCUUAUUGGUUUGAGCAUCAUCUCUUCAUCUGAGAAUUAUGAGAUUCACAAGUUUUGCUUCAUCACAUUCAUGCUCUGUGCCACCCUACAUAUGUUGUCAAUGUGUGUACUCUAUGGACCUGGAUUGAGAGCCGUACAGUUUGGAGUAGAUGAAACAGAGGAAAGGUCUCUGAGGCUAAAGCAAAUCCUUACUUUUGUGAACAUUACCACUUUCGUGGUUGCCAUGUACUUCUUCUACCGUCACAACACAUAUUGUGAAGAUGGAGUGUACAGUCUGUUUGCCCUGUGUGAGAUAGUUGUGGUGGUCACCAACAUUGCAUUCCACAGCACUGCCAUGCUAGAUUUCAACAAGUCUCAUGUGGUUUUACAAGAUGGAAUUGGCAGAUGAUGCUGCAGUAAUUUAAAAUACUUUUUGAUUAGUCAUAUAUAUACAGUAUUUAUUGUUAACUGUGUAAAAUUAUAUGUCUGUGUGUUUUGAUCACUUCUGUGUAUAUUAGCUGGGAAUGGUGUUCAUAUUAUUGUUUGUUGGUUGGAGGCUCUAGCUACUUUUUGACAAAAUUUUAUAAGUAAGGAGCUUAUCAUGACUGUACAGCAUUAAAUUUUGCAGCAUUUACUCAAAAGCUGUGCUGAAUCGUUCAAGUCUUCCAUUUGUAUAUGUUUUUGUCAACUUUCUAAUUGUACGUUGUUGUUUUUUAUAGUCCAUUUUUUUACAUAAGUGUUUCAUGAUAAAUGUCGUCAGAUGUCGGAUUAGAAAUUGUGCGUGAUGGAAGUUGUGUCCUUUUCAUGUUGAGGCGAUUUUCUUUCGGACAGUUGUUUAUCCUUUUUUGAGACUUAUCAAUCUAAUCUUUUGUUUUUACAAUAGAUUUUAGAUGCACAUGAGAAAAUAAGUGUGCUUUGUGCAUCUUGGUAGUUACCUGUAAGCCUAUUCACUCAAAAAUCUUCCCUCCUUUUCUUGGACUUUCCUUGUCGUCAUUUUUAGCAUUAUCAAUAAUGGGCUUCAUUCUAUAUUGGGUACUCUUACUUAUGACAAGCUGAUGCCUGUUACAGGCUCUACCUUUCGGAGGUUUUGAAAGUAUUGUUUUAAACCUGUGAAUAAAGUAUGUAGGGUAGAAUUAAAGUGUUGUUAAAAUCUCUUUGAUAUACAAGGAACACCCCUUUGGGUGUAUUUGUCUUUUCUAUCUAUAUUGUAAUAUAUUUAUAAUAGAAAGGAUAAGAUAUAUUAUACACAGACACCCAGACACGCGCACACACACACACACACACAUGCACACACACACACACACACGCGUACAUACACACACAUACACACACACACAAAAACCCCAAGACUCAUUGGUUCACUAAAACACACACACAUUUGAUAUCGGUAGCGAGCUGUUCAAAUGUCCUAAACGCAAACUUUUUCAGGAGAGAGAAAAUAAGGUUUCGUUUUUCUAAGAAAUUGUAUCUUGAUAAUGGGUUAUUUUUUUUUGGUGGCUAUCAUCAACAUUUUGAAUUUGAAUUUUGUUGAAACUUUUCUUGGGUACAUGCAACCGAUACCACUGAUUGAGAAACUGCGGUAAAAAAACAAAGCAAAACAAAAAAAAAGAGUUUUCAAUACACAUGAACAGCUAGCGAUAAUAUAUUGGUUGACUUCCCUUUGACUGAAACCAGGUCAUAUAUCACAAGUUUUUAUUUUGGAGCUUUGGUUGUGGUAGCAUUUUACACGUCAUGUAUUAUGCAGGUUAUUUUGAAGUACCAUUCUAAGAUUUAGUAACUCCACGUCAUUCCAUUUUUAAGUUAAUGACUUUGUGAUAUGGAUGGACAUCAUGCUUGGCUUACUUGGUGUUUUGAUUUAUCUGUUUCAUGUAAGUGUUCACAUAUACUAUGUUGCCAUUACGGAAGAAAUUUACACUUUUGUCUUUUCUAAGUAUAUAGGCCUACUAUAUGUAUUUAUUAUGGUGAUUUUAAUCAAAUCAAAAAUGUUGACACCAUUCUGCUGAUACGAACACCAGAUAAUCUACAAAUGGCAUUAUGAGAUUUCUAUCCCUUACUUCUCACAUUUAUUUCUACGCCACCAUUUCCAAUGGAAAAUGCAAACAGCAAUGUUAUUUUUUAUAUAAGGGACCAAAUGUUUUUGCAGAAUAUUUCUGAAAGUUGAUCUGUAUAUAAUUUUUUCUUUUUUUUGGGUCUUUUUUUAAAUGCUAGAGUUGAUUCACUUUCCUGAUUGAAAGACUUGUACUACUGAGUGUGGCGAAAACUGUUCGUUUUUUUCUCUUAUUUGUCCAUUGACAUCGUUUUAUUUGGUUCUACUAGUGCUGUUUUGAUUAUUCUAACUUUUGCAAUUUUACUUAAAUUCUUUGAAUAAACAUUUACAUAAGAGAAUGAGUCAAUUCGAUAUUCUU
This is a messenger RNA of Aplysia californica (California sea hare), 3117 nucleotides long. RefSeq names its product post-GPI attachment to proteins factor 2. Bases 342 to 1121 code for a protein of 259 amino acids. The record is from RefSeq and is a predicted model, not a curated record. Lineage: Eukaryota; Metazoa; Mollusca; Gastropoda; Aplysiida; Aplysiidae. Gene Ontology annotation, cellular component: endoplasmic reticulum membrane; Golgi membrane. The transcript has 5 exons. Gene Ontology annotation, biological process: GPI anchor biosynthetic process.